AUGGACCAAUUGACAUUUCGGACCUUUUGCCUCACCCGACUACCAUAUCAAGACACGUUGAAAAAAGUACUAAAGAAAUCAGAAACAAACUUUUUAAAGAUCUAUUUUUUUAUUAUAAACAAAAAAUAUUGUGCUUCAACCUGUGAUAUGUGGACUGAUAAUUAUCGUAAGAAUAGUUACAUGUCGGUAACUCUGCAUUACAUAGAUGAUAAUUGGGAAUUAAACUGUCUUCUACUUAAAACUGGUUUAUUUCCAAGUAAUGAAGUAAAAACGGGUGACAAUAUAAAACGUUUCAUGUUGAAUUUUUUUUGUGAAAUAUCUGAUGCAGCAGAUGAGCCAACAUUUGAUUUAAUGUCAAAUAUAACUUUUGUUACCGACCAAGGUUCCAAUAUGUUAACAGCUCUCAGAAAUAACAAUAGACUUAACUGCUGUGCUCAUUUAAUUAAUACUGUAUUAAGAAAUCUGUUUGAUUCAAAAUUUUUGAAUCAUGAAGGAGACGGUAAUAAACUUUUGAAUCCAGUAGUGAUAUUACUAAACGAAUGUAAACAUUUGGUAAAAUUUAUGAAAAGCUCGGGUAAAAAUAGUGAACUUAGUCAAGGACUUGUACAAGAAGUUGAAACGAGGUGGAAUACAAGGCUUUUAAUGUUUCAAUCAGUGAAAAGAGCACUUCCAGAAAUAAUUCAACUAUAUGGAGAACAUUUCAAUCGUAUACAAAAUAUUAAUACAGAAUUACUGGAAAAAAUUACAAUUUUUUUGGAACCAUUUAAAAAAGAAUCUGAUGAACUAGAGGGUGAUAAGUAUCCGACUAUUCAAAAGGUUGUUUUAUACCAACUGUUAUUGAAAAAACAUUUAAAAACAUAUGCUGAACUUCAAGAGGACAUAUUUGAUGCAAAUGAAGAACUUAUACCCAACUCAAUAAUGCAAAAAUUAGGAAAAUGA
This is a messenger RNA of Macrosiphum euphorbiae (potato aphid), 939 nucleotides long. The record is from the annotation of a GenBank genome assembly. NCBI's taxonomy places the organism in Eukaryota, Metazoa, Arthropoda, Insecta, Hemiptera, Aphididae.